AUGAUGCUAUGGAUCUUUUGCUACUUGCUUAUGUUGUCUUAUGGUGGAUAUUUUGUUUGAGGACCAGGACACUUUUAUGAAAGCAAGUUUAGUUGAUUCUGCACUUUUAUCUUGUAUUGGUUAGUGUAUUGUGUCAUAUGAACAAAUUUCUGGAACAUGUCCAGCUUUAAUGGAGUCAGUCAUGCAAUACAGUGGGUAAUAUCCUCAUAAUACAAGGUUAUUAAAUAUGCUGAUUAAAUCAGAGGUGUGAAAUAUUUUAGUGAGUCAAACUGGGAGUGUAUAAUAGUAUCCAACUUGAUAGAUAUUUGCCCUUGUUUUACAGUAGAGGGAUCCGUCACAUUCAGAUGAGUUCACCUGACCAUUUGCACUGUAAACAAUUUUUGGCAUGAGUUGGGUGAGUGGGGAGGUUGAAGAACUUCAAUUAAUAAUCAUGAACUUUAUUUCUUAAUCCAAAAGUUUCGAAAAUGUUUUUUAUGGUUCAGGAAACUAUGUGAAUUACAACGAGGUGUACCAUGAUAGAGAUAUCUUUGUGGAAGACUAUAAGGAAAUGAAUAGGAGCUUUAAGAUAUAUGUUUAUCCUCACAGACGAAAUGAUCCUUUUGCAAACGUGCUGUUGCCAGUGGGUUCCAAACCUGGGGGUAAUUAUGCUAGUGAAAGUUACUUUAAGAAGGUUCUUAUGAGAAGCCAUUUCAUUACAAAAGAUCCAACCAAGGCAGAUCUUUUCUUUCUGCCUUUUUCAAUUGCGAGGUUGCGGCAUGACCCUAGAAUUGGUGUAAGAGCAAUGGAUAAAGCAAAUGAAGUGAAAUUCAAUGCAAUUCAAGUUAUGUGUUCUUCUACCUAUUUCCAACCUGGGUACAUUGCUCACAAAGAUGCAUGCCUGCCACAAAUUUGGCCAAGACAAGGAGUCCUCCCUAAUCUUUCUCAUCAAACAGGUGUCACUAGGAAAAAAAGAAAUUGACGAUAGAGAUGGUGCCCACUGAUUCUGCUGAUUCACUUAAAGAGCUGAUCAUUGACAUUCCACUAGUGAGCCUGCCCAAUGGCCCGAGUGUUGCAUCUAUAGGGCUCCUAAGCGGCUUUGCCAGAUAAAUAAAGGAACCACACUCCAAAGCUAAUCUCAAUAGGACUUAUUCACCACGGGGAAGAUGAACUGAAGGAUAUGGAAAUGCUGAAAGUGAGAUACUUAAAGGAAUUCUGUUAUCGGUUUGGGAAAUGCCAAAAGGAUCUUGCAAGUAUCAUUGAAGAAAACGAAGUAAAGAUUUGCCAUUGUUACGCAGAGGCCUCUAAACUCAACAGUGAAGAUUUUGUGAAAAUGGUUCUAUUGGAUGCCACCUUUAUCAUUGAGCAUUUCUUGAGAGCUGUUGCUGGAGGAGAAUAUGAAAACGAUUGCAUAUCAAGUAAACUAUGGUUGAAUAGGCAUAUACUUCAAGACUUGCUAUUACUUGAGAAUCGACUUUCAUUUUUUAUUCUCAAGGAGUUACAUAAUCAAUUU
Molecule: messenger RNA, 1489 nt
Organism: Quercus robur (English oak)
Lineage: Eukaryota; Viridiplantae; Streptophyta; Magnoliopsida; Fagales; Fagaceae
Product: probable glycosyltransferase At3g07620
Exons: 3
Coding region: 548-958 (136 amino acids)
Molecular function (GO): glycosyltransferase activity
Source: RefSeq, a predicted model, not a curated record